This is a messenger RNA of Cladophialophora psammophila CBS 110553, 498 nucleotides long. RefSeq lists its product as uncharacterized. The record is from RefSeq and is a predicted model, not a curated record. The transcript has 2 exons. The coding region runs from base 1 to 498 and encodes 165 amino acids. Lineage: Eukaryota; Fungi; Ascomycota; Eurotiomycetes; Chaetothyriales; Herpotrichiellaceae.
AUGGCUUCAACGCAGGAUCCGGAGAGAGCAAGGAUACAGAAAUGGCUCGAAGAUUUCCAUGCCGCAUCCGCCACCCUCUCCGCCUCGCACUGGUGCAACAACUUCUUCGCGCCGUCGAUAAUCCUGCAAUUCGGCAACGGCCCUCCCGUUCAGGGCCUGGAAGCACUCCGUGACAUGUUCUUCGCCCCGCAACUCGCCCGCCUGGACUUGAUGGAGCAUUAUAUCGAAUAUUUCGACUACGUGCCGCCGAGGAUUUACCAGGCCGCGAGGAUCAAGUAUCGCGUCAAGGGAGAUGAUCCGAGCGGGAAGGACGAUGUGGAGAUUCCGGGUUUUGCUACCAUCUAUGUCAGGGAGGACCAAGACGGCGACGGAGCCUCGGGUGACGGAGGGAUCAAGGGAAGAUUGAUUUGUUAUCGUAUGGAAACGUUCCUCGACACGAGGCCGUUGGAGAAGAGGAUGCAGGAAGUUUUGGAAGGUAAAGAAGGAAGCCAAGCAUGA